This is a messenger RNA of Cyclocybe aegerita, 1773 nucleotides long. NCBI's taxonomy places the organism in Eukaryota, Fungi, Basidiomycota, Agaricomycetes, Agaricales, Hemipholiotaceae. The record is from the annotation of a GenBank genome assembly.
AUGACGACUUUCUUCACGAUGCUCCCUUCACUCGGCAUGGCGCCUGGCGACCUCCUCAUCGAAAUCGCCCUUUUCUUGGAGACCCGGAUGGAUAUUCUCAACUUCUGCCUAACAUCGAACCAUGUCUUCUCCAAUGUCUCCUCAGUUCUAUACGAGACAGUUGUCUUAGAAUCCGUCGAGCAAUGCAAGGGCACCCUCGGAAUGCUCUCCAGGCGUGCCGACAUUGCACGUCACGUUCGGAAACUAAUCAUUCGACCGCAGAAGAGGCAUAAAUCCUCGUUUACCACCGCCGACAACGCGGUUGCCUCGUCCGCGGUGCGCAAGAUUGCCUCCGCCAUGUGCUUGGACGCCCUCGUCAGGUUUCAGUGGGAUGCGGAUGAGAUGCCAUAUCAUGAAGAUAUGUGGUUCGCCUUGCGGAUGGGAUGCCCACAGCUACGGCACAUUGGCACUUCCAUUGGAACGAACAUCCCGAGUUUAAGCAGCGAUCUCUUCGACUUUCAAGAUCUCAGAGGCUUUGGAUUGAACUUGACUCCUGGGUUUUACGAGGCUCACAUGGACAUGUUCUUGGAUGAGGAUUUCCCCAUCCUCAAGAAACUAUGGAACAUGCUCUUACAUCGGUCGCCGAACCUCGAAGAGCUCGCCAUCGAAGGCUACUCCUCCGUUCCUGCCGACAUCCACUUUCUCGUCGAGGGUCGUUGGCCCAAGCUUCGAAGACUCGUCCUGGGUGACGUGUGCAUGGACUGGUUCCCGCGCUCACUCAACCCAGGCGAGAAGCGGCCCUUCGUAGCCUUUCUAGAGGCCCAUCCUGGCUUGGAAUCCCUGAGUUUAUCGAGACACACGAUCCAGCCCAUCCACCUCGCUUCACUCGAUCCCGAUGCCCUCACCAAUAUCUCAUCAUUCUCUGGCACGCAUCAGCAGCUUCAGGCCUUGCCGCACCUCCACCGUAUUGUCAAAUCGGUUACCUUCCGCGACCCAGUUGAGACAAGGGAGGUGUCAGCGCCGACGGUAGCAAGCCUAUUGCGCGAGUUGACGGGUCUGACGAGCUUGAAGAUCUCGUUUACGCUCCACUCGAUGUACGACAGCGGAAACCUCCUCCGUUCGCUGAUGCAGUCGUGUCCGAUGCUACGUCACCUCGAACUGACCUGCGCGCACAAACCGUCUUUCCAACUCGACGCAUUCGCAAAGACCGUUCGCGGCUUCCCCAAACUGCGCAGCCUGCACCUCACCAUCGUCAAAUAUCCAGGCGACGAGCCGCUCUCAGCUGGGGCGAUCCGUAUAGCACAGAGCAACCCGCGCUUGCAGACCUUCCGCCUGACCUUCAUCCCGCCCGUCUACCCCGUGCCGCUUCCCUUCGCUAUCCCGUACUCCUACCGCCCGUUCCCGUUCUCUUUCCCCGCCCGCGCGAGCGGCGCGUUUGAGGUCACCUGCGACACGCACGGGCUCCCGCUCUCCCUCGCCGCCCGAGAAACUACACACUUCGUCUGGCCCUGGGGCCUCGGGGUGACUUGCAGCACGAAGCGGUAUACGAAGGACCUGCGUCCGCUGAGCUACCCCGGGCGGAGGAAGGCCGGCUUGGCGGGCUUGGUGUGCCUGGUAUUCGAGAAGUCGAGUGCCGGCGAGGAGAUGCGAAUGAUCCUGUUUUGUGCGUUCUUGGCCCUGCUCGCGGCGUGUGGGAUCUCGGCGAAUGGGAGUGGUGCGAGGCGUACUGCUGUUGGUGCAGCUGCCACUUCGAUACCCCGGGUUGGGGCGUCGGCGCUGGGCGUGGGCUGCUGA